This is a messenger RNA of Plenodomus lingam JN3, 210 nucleotides long. The record is from RefSeq and is a predicted model, not a curated record. NCBI's taxonomy places the organism in Eukaryota, Fungi, Ascomycota, Dothideomycetes, Pleosporales, Leptosphaeriaceae.
AUGCCGUCAUCAAGUCAAGCCAGCAUGCGGACAACUACAGAAAACGAUACCAAAUCAACCACCUCCACCUCAACAACGACAUCCGCAAAAGUACUACUCCGAUCCCUCCUACCACGGAGCAAGAGCAACAAGACGGAGAGCCCCGAACAAGAUUCAGAGAGGAAGCUGAGGGAGGCUGAAGCUAGGUAUCAUGCACUCAGCUACAAAUGA